Messenger RNA from Phytomonas sp. EM1, 1089 nucleotides. NCBI's taxonomy places the organism in Eukaryota, Euglenozoa, Kinetoplastea, Trypanosomatida, Trypanosomatidae. The record is from the annotation of a GenBank genome assembly.
AUGUAUACUGACCUCAGCCAGGUUCCGAUGGUUCACACUACCGAUUCUCCCUGCACUUUACGAAAAGGAGAGGAUCGGCCAUGGAUGCAUGGCAUUGCGGGCCUCAUAAGUGGCUCCAUGGCGAUGAUGCUCUUCUACCCGCUGGACCUUUUACGGACUCGUAUGCAUGUUUUCAACCAACGCGGCAGCGUCAACCCCCCUCCACACUCCAUCCGCCUGAUUGUUUCGCAGGAGGGGUUGCGUGGGAUGUAUCGUGGGAUGUCCGUUUCGGUGCUCACGCACGGCCUCGGUUGGGGUACCUACUUGGUUACCUUUCGGGCUUCUCGCUCGCACUUCGAGGAUUUGCUCGGGCCCUACCCGUCGGUGGGGGCGUCCGCGAAGGAUUUCCUCAGCGCCUGCGUCGCUGCCGUGAUCACCUCCACCAUGAUCACGCCGUUUUAUGUGAUGAAAACGUGGUAUCAACUGCAAACCCGCAUCGGGACCGGCCCUGUUACGUGGAUGGCUCCCACCCGGAGCCCCCCGCGUGGCCGGAACCUUUGGCAUUUCCUUCAACACCCGGAAGGUCGGCGGGCGAUGUUUCGCGGGUUCGCACCGCAGGUGAUUCUCACCAGCAGCACCACCAUCCAGGUCACCCUCUACGAGUGGUUUCGUCGUAACUAUUACUCGGACAGCGGCAAUCCGUCGGCCAUGGAGGUGGCGCUGGGCUCCGCCCUCGCAAAGGCCAUCACGUGUGGGAUUUUCAACCCUUUGGAGGUUGUCCGGACGCGGUUGCAGUAUGUGCACAAUCAGCAAAGGCCCGAGUAUGGGAAUAUGAGGCUGGGGUUGAAAACCAUCUGGCGUAACGAAGGGAUUUGGGGGAUGUAUCGUGGCUUUAUGACGAAUAUGACGCGCGUGAUUCCGACAGCGGUUGCUUCUUUUAUACUCUAUGAACGGUUACUGAGUGCAAUUCGGAGUUCUCACGGCAUCUCAUUCUCAGGUCGAGGGUUGUGGAAUCUGACAUAUGAUUUUGUGAAAAAGGAUGAGGACUAUUCUAUAAGCUACGAUGACCUGGUUCCCGCUUAUGUUAUUUUUUUCAACGAGGCGAUGUAA